Molecule: messenger RNA, 1741 nt
Organism: Phalaenopsis equestris
Lineage: Eukaryota; Viridiplantae; Streptophyta; Magnoliopsida; Asparagales; Orchidaceae
Product: probable pectate lyase 8
Exons: 7
Coding region: 123-1466 (447 amino acids)
Molecular function (GO): pectate lyase activity
Source: RefSeq, a predicted model, not a curated record
GGCUCAUUCUACCCUCUCCCUCGCAUAGAGUGCAGGUGCGCCUUUUCGUUUUUCUCUCCUUCUUGCUGUAGCUUUUCCCACUCAGAGAUCGAGAGGGAGGAGUGAGAGUUGAGGGGGCUGCAAUGGCGAAGAACUUGAAGUGCUUGCCUCUGUGUUCUAUGGGCUUUCUUGUGCUUCUGGUAGGCGGUCUCGGGUGGCUUGGUGUCGGAGGAAAUAUCUCUGUUGCAAGCACCAUUGGAGCGGCUAGGCGGAGUUUAAUCGAGAAGUCGGAGAGCGCGAAUUCUUCUACUUUAACGAGGUCUGAGCAGACGCCGGUGAUGGGUGCUGUCGGCGAUCCUGAGAAAGUUGUGUCCGAGGUUCAUAUGGCGAUCAAUGCAAGUACAACCAGGCGCAACCUCGCCUUCCUGUCAUGCGGCACCGGAAACCCCAUCGACGACUGCUGGCGGUGCGAUCCUACAAAAGCCCGCAAGCGGCUUGCCGACUGCGGCAUUGGCUUCGGCCGCAACGCAAUCGGAGGCCGCGAUGGUCGGUACUACAUCGUCACCGAUCCUAGCGACGAUGAUCCGGUGAACCCACGGCCCGGUACUCUCCGCCAUGCGGUGAUCCAGGACGAGCCUCUCUGGAUCGUGUUCAAGCGGGACAUGGUAAUUGUUCUCAAGGAGGAGCUCAUCAUGAACAGCUUCAAAACCAUCGAUGGUCGCGGCGUCAAUGUACACAUCGCUAACGGUGCCUGCCUAACCCUCCAGUUUGUGAACAAUAUCAUUAUCCAUGGGCUUCAUAUCCAUGACUGCAAACCCACCGGAAACGCCAUGGUUCGCAGCUCGCCUUCGCAUUAUGGCUGGAGAACGUUGGCUGACGGAGAUGGGGUUUCCAUCUUCGCAUCGAGCCAUAUUUGGGUGGAUCACUGCUCGCUCUCCAACUGCGCCGAUGGGCUUGUAGACGCCAUCAUGGGAUCCACGGCCAUCACCAUUUCGAAUAAUUUUUUCACGCACCACAAUGAGGUGAUGCUGCUGGGCCACAGCGAUUCCUACGAUAGAGACAAGGCGAUGCAGGUUACCAUAGCUUUUAAUCAUUUUGGAGAGGGUCUUAUUCAGCGAAUGCCAAGGUGCAGGCAUGGCUAUUUCCAUGUGGUCAACAACGAUUACACUCACUGGGAGAUGUACGCCAUUGGAGGCAGCGCAGAUCCCACCAUCAACAGCCAGGGGAAUCGAUACCUUGCUCCGGUUAACCCAUAUGCCAAAGAGGUGACGAAGAGGGUGGACACAAAUCAAAACGUUUGGAAGGGAUGGAAUUGGAGAUCUGAGGGGGAUCUUCUGCUCAACGGAGCAUUCUUCACUCCCUCUGGUGCGGGGGCAUCUGCCAGUUAUUCAAGAGCAUCAAGCCUGGGAGCCAAGUCUUCUUCCAUGGUGGCAUCCAUCACCUCCGGAGCUGGCGUUCUUUCCUGCCGCCGGGGAGCUCAAUGCUAGUGCCUGCUUCAAUUAAAAGAUUGCAAAAAGGAAACGACUUUAAUUGGGCAAAUGUCAUAGAGAGUUUCAUUUGUUAUUUUUAUUUUAUUUUAUUUUUACGUUUUACAGCAUUAUCCAGGUCACAAUUUGUAACCUCCCCCUGCUUCUAUUGUAACUCUUUUAAGGUAUGAGGCAGGCGUGGAAGCGUUGCUGAUUUGAUUUACCAAAACCUUUAUUUUAAGAUUCAGACUGCUACCUGUUUGGUGCGUGCCAUUUGCCAAUUGUUCCAUCUCCCA